AUGGCUCUUUUUCUCUGUUCUCUUCCUCUUCUUCGAGUGCUUCGACUUGUUGAUGGGGAGAAGAAGCCACCAAUGGGUUAUAUAUAUGAAGCAAUGGAGAAGGCAAAGGAAUGCAUCAUGAAAAUAUUUUCUAAUGAUGUGAGCAAAUAUUCUGAAGUUUUUAAAAUCGUUGACAACAUAUGGAAUUGCCAACUUCAUCGUCCGUUGCAUGCAGCUGGUCAUUUUCUGAAUCCGGAGUUGUUUUAUGAUAAUCCUCGCAUUGAAUUGGAUUUAGAAGUUACAAAGGGAUGGUUUGAGUGCAUCACUAGAUUGGUGCCAAGUAUAGCUGUGCAAGAGAAGAUAUUGGAGGAGCAAACACUAUAUAAGGCCGGCUAUGGACUUUUUGGAUCAUCCUUUGCAAAAUCUCAGAGGAAAAAGAUUUCACCCGCAUUUUGGUGGCGAACAUAUGGGCAUGAAGUUCCAAACAUGCGAGACCUUGCUAUCAAGAUCUUGAGCUUGACUUGUAGUGCUUUUAGAUGUGAGCGCAAUUGGAGUAUAUUUGAGCAUAUUCAUACUAAGAAAAGAAAUAGGCUUGAUCAUGAAAGGAUGGGAGUUUGGUCUUCAUAA
Molecule: messenger RNA, 606 nt
Organism: Arachis duranensis
Lineage: Eukaryota; Viridiplantae; Streptophyta; Magnoliopsida; Fabales; Fabaceae
Exons: 2
Coding region: 1-606 (201 amino acids)
Molecular function (GO): protein dimerization activity
Source: RefSeq, a predicted model, not a curated record